Messenger RNA from Ipomoea nil (Japanese morning glory), 1143 nucleotides. RefSeq names its product glutamic acid-rich protein. The transcript is spliced from 2 exons. Bases 30 to 983 code for a protein of 317 amino acids. Gene Ontology annotation, molecular function: protein binding. The record is from RefSeq and is a predicted model, not a curated record. Lineage: Eukaryota; Viridiplantae; Streptophyta; Magnoliopsida; Solanales; Convolvulaceae.
GCUGCUACCGCCUCGGACUUUGGUCAUCUAUGGAAAUAGAAAGUUGUGACGGGUCCAAAACCCUACUGAUACCCGGAUCCAUUACAGUGUUCGGAAGGGGGGCAGGUGUCAAGGACAACGAUCGGGCCGUCUCUCGCCGCCAAAUAUUGUUCCAGCUCCACCCUUCGUCGGACCAUGAAGGCAAGGACCCGCGGGUUGGUUUCGAGGUCGCCGGCAAAAACCCGGUUUGGGUCCACGGCAGCACCAGCGGCGGAGUGAAGGCAUACCGUAGCUCCGAAAGAGGCGAAAUGGAGAGCGGCGACAUGUUCUGCGUUUCUGCGAAGAAUCCCGUUUGGUUCACAUUGAAACGAAUCGAUUUUGACGGUGAAGGUGAAUCGGAUACGGUGAGAGGCUCGCUGAUUGGCUCGGAGUUAGCUGGGAGCCUUGGAAGCGGCCAUGAGCAACGAGGGAUUGACGAAUUGGAGCUUGAUUCCAUCAAUUUAUCAGAUAUUGACCCUGUUAAAGAGUUUGGAUUGGUGGUAAUGGGGCGUGAGUUUGAUGGUUAUCCGAAGAAAAUGUUAAGGGAUAUCAAGAAUUGGGAUUGGUUUAUUGAGGAAUUUAGAGUUGAAAGUGAUUGUGAUGAGGGAAGAGGGAGGAAGAGGAAGAAAGUUGGCAAAAAUGAUGAUGAAGAGUGGACAGGGGAGAGUGAGGAGGAGAAGGAAGCAAUAACCAAAUCAAGAAAAUCUCAAAGACCCAAGUAUAUGACUAGGUCCAAUGAUUGUGGUAAACCAAGUAAGGGUGUUGGAAAACAGAAGCUUUCCGCCCAAAGGAAGAAUACGAGUAAUGAGGAUUCGGAGGACGAUGAGACACUAGGAGGUUUUAUCGUUGAAGAUGAUGAGAUGGAAGAAGACAAAGACGUUGGGGAUGAAGAAGAAGAAGUAGAAGAAGAGGAAGAGGAGGAAGAAUUUGAUGAAGCUGAAGACGAGGAUGACUUAGAAGAUUGAUAACAAUUGCAAAAGUUUGCAUAGUGCUUUACUGCUUUAGGAGAGUUGUUGUAAGUUUGUACUGCAGAGUAUAACCUCUUGACUGACUUCCAUGAAGUAAUCUCCUGUAUCAUAUCCUUCUUCCAUAUAUUUCAUACCUUUCAGUUGAUUACCAGCUAGU